CAAAAUCUCAGUUUAAUCCAUUUUAAAUUGAAGCUGUAACACAGCAAAAUGUGGAAAAAGUCUGGGGGUGUGAAUCUUUUCUGAAGACACGUAUGUAUUUGCAGAAAUGGGAAUUGGCUACAAUAAAUACAUGUGUCUAUGCCUGUUUCAUUUAUUUUGCUCUUUAUAACCAACAAUUUCUUCAAAUCUGAUCAGAGAUACGCAUAACUAUGCACAACUAUAAAAAAUAAAAAAAACGUAACAGUUAAAAAUUUAUUCCAGAAACUGUUUGAUAAAAAGUUUAUUCGCCAUAUCAGUUUGUUUGAGUUAACGGUGCGAAGACCAAGCAAGCUGUCGCCAUCGCACAGCAUGCUUGGUUAUCAACAGCAAUACAUCAAAUCAAUUUAAUGAAACUUGGAAGGGGCGCGCCUUCAAAAAGAAGAAAUUGUUUCAUUUUGAAAAGGGAAACUAAAGGCGAUGGAUGGACUGAGCUGAAAACCAGAGCAAGUGAUGGAGAACAAACGUCUCCCAGCAACUUAUUGAGUAAUUGGAGGACCAGACAUAGCGAACUAUGACCGAUUCUGGACCGUCUAGAAAAAUGUCACGGGCAAAGUUGGUGAUACUUGGACGAGACAACUGUGGAAAGACAGCCCUGUGUGUUAGAUUCAUCACCAAGCGCUACAUAGGAGAGUAUGACCAUAAAAAGGAAGUAACUUACAGGUGUCGGAAAACUGUGGACAAGGAGACCAUCGAUUUGGAGAUAUUGGACACAGCCAACAAGGAGUGUGUGGGUUCUGCAGCACCUUCUCUUGAGAGUUCCAUUAAAUGGGGCGACGGUUUCCUUAUUAUGUAUUCCAUCACAGACCGGAGCAGCUUUGAGUCCGUCUCACGCUUAAAGAGGCUUAUUGAUCAUGUCAAGCAGACCCUGGGCAGGCCUACUGUAAUAGUUGCGAAUAAAUGUGACAUAGAGAAUGGAAGGGUGGUGCGGACAGAAGAAGGAAAGGCCCUUGCCAGUGAUCUGAGGUGCAGCUUCUUUGAGUUGUCUGUGGCGGAGUGUUCUGCGGCUGUGGAGGUAGCGGUUGAGAAGUUGGUACGAGAGGUGCGUCUGGAGUACCACCGCCACCUACUGGCCAUGGACAAACGCUCACGCAUGCUCCAGAUGAGGCAUGCACUGAGCCGCAAGCUCACCCGCAGCAAGACCAUGCAGUGGUGACCAAGGCAGCUCAGUCUGGCCCCCUGAGAACUGACUGAAGAUCUACCGUUCCUAUCUUCAUCUGCGUUAUGCGAAAGUUGACAGCGAGAGGUCAGUGGCUAGUUUCCUUAUAACAAGCACAUAGAAGUUGGAGAAGAACACUGACUUCAUGGGUUUGGAAAUAAUGGACAGCAUUUCACACAAAGUAUAUAUAUUGUGUGUCUAUGGCUACAUAUUUGGUUAAUGCACAAUUGCAUAGGGGUUCACACUGCUUUGAUAUGGCACUUGACAACAUCAAUGGGAGUUUGACAGAAAGCAGCUGAAAAUGGAUCGGAAGUUGCACUUUGACCAGGAGGUAUUAUCUUCUGUUUGACAUUGAAUUAUGGGUAAUUCCAUUAUUACAAAAAGAUUAGUGUCUACAGUGUUUGUAAGGAGAACUGUCACACACUAAAUCUUGAUGGCUGUUUAUAAUCAGGAUAUAUUUAUACAGAGAGAAGAGAAGUCACAAUUACAACUUUGUAAUUUUAUUAAAAAAUUGUCAAAUAAAUAAAUACAAAUUGAUCGAAUGCUCCAAAAAUCUCGACUUACUCUGACACUGCAAUGGAAUUUGCCAAACACUGCAUACAAAUAGCUACAUAAAAUAACUAAAGUACAGGAAAGAGGUAAAGGAAAUCAGUGGAUCACAGGCAACAAAAAGGAUAGGUAACAAAACCGUAGUCAAAAAUAAACAAAUACUUCUUUAAAAAAAUUGUGAAAAAAUACAACUGACAAAUAUUACAAGAGAGUAUGCAGUUUGUGUAAUAAACCAUUUACACUAUAUUCAGCACAUUAGUGCCUGUGACUUGCUUGAUUUGCUACAAUGCAUCUUAACCAAGAGGAAGAAUGCUUUACGUUAAGAAAAAACCUUCUAAAUUUAUGAAAUGAUAUGAGUGCAUGAGGUAAGAGGUGGGACAGAGUUUACAAGAAAGGGGGGUCUCCAUAUCGAUGGCAAUGAAAUGCAACUAGAAUACUUGAAGGCCACAGAUGUGACAUGAUAUAGCAUGAGAAUAACUGUUUUCAGAACUAAUCAAGAUAUGCAGAGAAUCCAAAGUAAUGAAUGCACUGGUAUGGAUGAAGAAUCUACUCAAUAUUGGUUUCCUAAUUGGUUGCUCUCAUUGUGAAUAAUAUUUAGCUGGUGUACAUCAUAAAUGGAAAUAAAAAAUGCUUUAAAAUCAUUCUUUGGAUAUUAACGUUGUUUCCAAUUUUUUUUUACCACAACAUGACAUUUACUUUCUUUCACAGCACAAAGUACUACACAAUAUUUGAGUUGGCCAUACCACAUCCUCCCCUAUUUUCCUCCCUAUAUCAGAAAAUACAAACAAUUACGCCCAUAAUAUUCAGCACUUUGCCUUCAAAGUUAUGAUCCAAUAAAAGUCACUAAUUGAGAAGAAUAUUUAAUUUCCUACACGAGUCAUUGGGGUACGUAUACAGUAUAUGAAACAUUUAAUGGUACAGCUGUAGUUUUCAAUAUGCUGCUGUAACACUUUACAUUAAGGUAGCCUAUACCCUUCAUCACUGGUCUAUAAAGUGUUACUUCUUAGUUAUGGGUUUUAAACUAAAAUCUGUAAACUACUAAAUAACAGUCUAUAAACUACUUAUAACUAUUUUAUGAAAGGUACCUUAAAGUAAAGUGUUCCCAAGGUUGGAAAGGUUAAAUUCAGUUCUAAAUGGAAUGGUUUUUAUAAGUAUAAUCAUGUCCAUACAAUCUAUUUGCAUAUGUAGGCAUAGCUUUGUUGAGGUUUUGACAACUGUAGGAGUUGUUUUUUUUGGCUCACCAUGCUGAGCAAAGAUAGGGAGAGUAUUUGCUGAGAUCCUUAUUAUUUCUAUUGCAUUAUUGAGGCACUGAGAGCUACAUUUUCUAAGCUUCUGCAC
Coregonus clupeaformis (lake whitefish) is the source of this 3082-nucleotide messenger RNA. RefSeq lists its product as uncharacterized. Lineage: Eukaryota; Metazoa; Chordata; Actinopteri; Salmoniformes; Salmonidae. The record is from RefSeq and is a predicted model, not a curated record. The coding region runs from base 551 to 1192 and encodes 213 amino acids. Gene Ontology annotation, molecular function: GTP binding; GTPase activity. The transcript is spliced from 7 exons.